AUGGGGCCCCUCAGCCAGCCCUUUGGCUCUGUAGACACACCGUCCCUCGACCCCAAUUAUUCAUUCAAAGGGGAGUUCACCAAACUGUACAACAUUCCAGUGCAGAUUGGACACGGCGUAAAUGUCUUUUUGCGGAAGAUUGCAGUUGCAGCAGCUUCCAAACCAGCUGUUGAGAUUACACAGCAGGGGGAAAGUCUCUCCAUUCAGACCUCCACUAGUGUGCGGACCACUUAUGUGUCCUUCACGGUGGGCGAGUCCUUCAACGAGACUACAGUGGAUGGACGCCCAUGCACAAGUUUUCCAAAAUGGGAGACAGACCGUAAAAUCACUUGUGAGCAGACGCUGCAGAAGGGGGAGGGGCCUGAGACAUCAUGGACACGUGAACUGACCAAUGAUGGCCAGAUGAUUCUCAACAUGAGAGCCGGAGAUGUCGUCUGCACCCGUGUGUAUGAACGAGACUGAAGGAUCCUUAGAUUUCAGUUAAUUUAUUCCAUUCCAUCUCAACCAUGUCCGCAAUAUGCUAAAAUGCUAGUUUAUCAUUGUGUAAGCCUGUUCCUUCCACGUUUUUUAUGUUUGACAUGUGCUAAGUUUGUGUGCCAGAGAAGGAGAGAUGUUUGAAGGGUCAGAGGUGGUACUUGUAUAAAGAUGGUAGCGAGUUUGCAUUGUUCUUUUUGGUGCAUUAGCUGAGAAGUGUAUUUAUUAUUGGUGUUUGUGCAUUUUAUGUUGCAGUUUCAUGUACAUGCCACAAUGUGUCUUAUCAAUCAAAAAUGUUUUUGGCAAUAAACCUUUAUACAUAAAAC
This is a messenger RNA of Sinocyclocheilus grahami, 800 nucleotides long. Its product is annotated as cellular retinoic acid-binding protein 2-like. The transcript has 5 exons. Bases 1 to 462 code for a protein of 153 amino acids. The record is from RefSeq and is a predicted model, not a curated record. Gene Ontology annotation, molecular function: lipid binding. NCBI's taxonomy places the organism in Eukaryota, Metazoa, Chordata, Actinopteri, Cypriniformes, Cyprinidae.